UGGAACUUUGGUCUCAGCACUCACCCCCACCAGUGGACUCUAAUUCCGGAGCGAAUAGUAAUCAAGGGUAUCAACCGAACUGCUGGUAGGCUAACUUCAAGGCCAUUCAACACGAAGUUGAUUUUAUUGCACCGGUGUAACUGGCCGCCAAUUGUGAAUCUGCACAUCGCUACCACUUCGUUCGUUGCGCCUGAUGGCUUUGCCAAAAUUGAAGUUGACUUAUUUCAAACUGCGCGGACUCGGUGAGCCAAUCCGCUUGAUCUUGCUUGCGGCGAAUGUGGACUUUGAGGACAACCGUAUUGACUUCACUGAAUGGGAAACAUUGAAGUCCACUGUUCCUGGAGGCAAACUGCCCAUAUUGGAAUGCACCAAAAGCGGAAAGACCACGGUGUAUACAGAAAGUCUGGCUAUUGCGCGAAUGUUAGCUAGAAAACACAACAUGAUGGGUAACACAGAUGAAGAGUACUAUGAGAUAGAGCGUGUGAUUGGACAGUGCGUCGAUAUCAAUCGGGAGAUGUUGUCUGUGUACAGAGCGUCUGGAGAGGAAAAAGUGAAAAUACUCCAGGCCUUUAGAGAAGAGUCGGGCCCUCGGCUAUUGACAUUAAUCUGCGAGCAACUGGAUUCCUCCUCGAGCGGCCUCGUUGCGGGAAGCACACCAUCCUUGGGUGACCUGGUCAUCAUUUGUUGUACCGAUCAGGUGGAGGUGGUCCUGCCUGGGUUCAUUGGUGAGAAAUUUCCGACCAUUCAGAAGCAUCGGGCGCUAGUUCUGAAACAUUGUCCGAGAUUGGCGGAAUAUCUGAAUACUCGAGAAUCCUAUCCCAUUUGAUUUCACUUGAAUUCACAUAAUGGAACUGCCUUUCUGUGGGAUUUCGAUAAUUUCCCCCUUAUUCUUGGUGGUGUCACCUCUGAUCUUGCAAUAAAUUAUAAUGUAUGACAAAC
Dicrocoelium dendriticum is the source of this 939-nucleotide messenger RNA. The record is from the annotation of a GenBank genome assembly. Lineage: Eukaryota; Metazoa; Platyhelminthes; Trematoda; Plagiorchiida; Dicrocoeliidae.